Molecule: messenger RNA, 1280 nt
Organism: Notolabrus celidotus (New Zealand spotty)
Lineage: Eukaryota; Metazoa; Chordata; Actinopteri; Labriformes; Labridae
Product: C-type lectin domain family 4 member F-like
Exons: 11
Coding region: 16-1035 (339 amino acids)
Source: RefSeq, a predicted model, not a curated record
CCAGUGAAUCCGAACAUGGAACUUCGUGUCGUGUAUACUCUUGCGAGUACCUUUACUCUGUUAACCUGCACAUACUUCUUUCAAAGAAACAGGAAAGUGGGUCAUAACAACACAAAUCCUCUGUUUCAAGAACAGGCACAAAAGAAAGAAAUCACAGUGGAACAAACACAGACUACCCUGAUGCAAAACAUGGAUUUAACGAACAUGGAGCAACUUCAACCACAAUUUCAAAAGAAAGCACAGAAGCUGAGCGAGGAGGAGGAGGAUCUGUUCCCUAAACAUGCAUUCACUGCAUUCAGCCUCGACCAGGUCUUCUUCAUUCUGCUGAUCCACACUUUUGGAGCUGAUUUCGUUUCAACCAUUUCUGAGGUGUACUACAACGUGUUCACAGCUGUCGGCAUGGUGGAACUGGCUUUCAGUUUUAUCACGUCUGUUUAUAUCGUGAACAGAUGGAAAAAAGAUAAAGAAGUAGAGCUGGAGAAAAAAAACCUGCUUAAAAAGGAGUUCCUGAACAAAGAGGCAGAUAAGGAGAAGGCUCAUCUCAUCAACUUCACAAUGAAGAUCCUGGCUGUGUCUGCUCUCCUCUGUGCCAUGAUGGCUCUGACUACUGCUGCUGCUGAUGCAGAGGCAGAACCUGAAGUUGCAGCAGCAGGUAUUCAGGGUUGGUCUCGGAUCGGUCAGCGCUAUUUCCGCUACAUUACUAGACCCCUGACCUGGGCUGAAGCUGAGAGAAACUGCAUCUCUCUGGGUGGACAUCUGGCAUCUGUUCAUUCCUUCCAGGAGUACCACCUCAUCAGAACCCAGAUAACACCCAGUGGGGAUGUACAGGCAUGGAUUGGAGGCUCUGAUAUUCAAAUGGAGGGAGUUUGGCAAUGGAGUGAUGGCAGCAGAUUAUUCUUUGUCUUCUGGUGCCCAGGACAGCCAGACAAUAAAAGAAAUCAGGACUGUCUGCAAAUAAAUUUCAGCGACUAUAAGUGCUGGGAUGAUCUUCAGUGUGAGAGCCAUCUUCCCUCUGUCUGCUCCAGGAACAAUUAAAUCCUGGUCAGACAGGAGCGCUCAACAUCUCUUCUCUCUUUUCUGUCGCUGUAACGCUUCAUAAGGAAAGAUGUGACAAGUGACACAAACAGGAGGUGGAUUGUCUCUGAGGCCUUGUGCCCUUAAUAAGAUCAGACUGAAUGUGGAAUGGAAAGAACGCUUUAAGCACAACUUUAUUCUUUGGUUUGAACUCUUCUUUCUAAUCUGAAUGCAAAAUUAAAAGCUUCAAGCAUUGAAAAAACGUC